GUCGCGGGGGAGCAUGGUGCCCAGGGGCGGGCGGCGCCGCCGCCAGUGAGCUCCGAGCGGCCGCGGACGGCCGGGAGCGCAGCUGGCCGGGCCGGGCGUCCAGCGCGCCGCUGCCGCCUUGGCGGGGUGGGGCUGGUCAGAAUAAUGUUCAGCAUCAGUCCGCUGGAGAACCUGAAGCUGUACAUCAGCAGCCGGCCUCCUUUGGUGGUCUUUAUGAUCAGUGUAAGCGCCAUGGCCAUCGCUUUCCUCACCCUAGGCUACUUCUUCAAAAUCAAGGAGAUUAAAUCACCAGAAAUGGCAGAGGAUUGGAAUACUUUUCUACUGAGAUUUAAUGAUUUGGACUUCUGUGUAUCAGAGAAUGAAACAUUAAAGCAUCUUACAAAUGAUACCACAACUCCAGAAAGCACAAUGACCAGUGGACAAACCAGAGUGUCUACCCAGUCUCCACAGACCCUGGAGGAUUCAGGCCCAAUUAACAUCUCAGUUGCAAUCACCCUAACUCUGGACCCACUCAGACCCUUUGGAGGAUACUCCCGAAAUGUUACUCAUCUGUAUUCAACCAUUUUAGGGCAUCAGAUUGGACUUUCAGGCAGGGAAGCUCAGGAGGAGAUAAACAUUACAUUUACACUCCCUACAGCGUGGAGUUCGGAUGACUGUGCCCUUCACAGUCACUGUGAGCAGGUGGUGUUCACAGCAUGUAUGACCCUCACAGCCAAUCCUGGUGUGUUCCCUGUCACAGUACAGCCACCCCACUGUGUUCCGGACACAUACAGCAAUGCUACACUCUGGUACAAGAUCUUCACAACUGCCAGAGAUGCCAACACAAAAUAUGCUCAAGAUUAUAAUCCUUUUUGGUGUUACAAGGGCGCCAUUGGAAAAGUGUAUCAUGCUUUAAACCCCAAGCUUACAGUUAUUGUUCCAGAUGAUGAUCGUUCAUUAAUAAAUUUGCACCUCAUGCACACCAGUUACUUCCUCUUCGUGAUGGUGAUAACAAUGUUUUGCUAUGCUGUUAUCAAAGGCAGACCAAGCAAAUUGCGUCAGAGCAAUCCUGAGUUUUGCCCUGAGAAGGUGGCUUUGGCUGAUGCCUAAUCCCAUAAUUGGUGGUUUGCUGAGGGAGAGAGACUGAGAAAACCAUAAUCAUUGCCUGCUGAACCCAGCCUGGACCUGGACACUCUGAAUACAUUAUCUUGCAAUGUUGGGUUAUUCCAGCCAAAGACAUUUCAAAGUGCCUGUAACUGAUUUGUAUAUAUUUAUAAAAAAAAAAAAAUCCAGAAAUUGGUCCAAUGAUGCACGUGCUUUGCACUGGGUACAGCCAGAACCUGUCAGCCUCACCUGUUCACUUGGCAAGAUGGUUUCUUGGAGCACCAGAGAGGAAUGGUGAUCAAGCCAUCCGCUGUCUUCAAGAGGUCAUGGGGCAUUCAUUACCGGUGGGGUUGAGGUUUGCUUUGGUUCUCACUUUAGCCCAAUAUGUACAGAAUGUUCAAAACAGUCUGCACCUUUGAUAUGAUACUGCAUUUCCAAAGCCACCAAUCCAUUUUGUGGAUUUAUGUGUCUGUGGCUUAACAAUCAUAGUAAUAAUGGUAAUAAAUACCAUUUUCUCUGUUUUGCUUGCAAGGAAACAUGCCUAUCUUUCUAUGUUUUUUUUUUUCUUUGAAGAAAAAUAAAAAUAGUCGCAUUUUAGUACUACUCUAGUUAGGACAGACUUAUGCUUUUUUUAAUCUUGAGUAAAAAUUAAGUAUUUAAAAGAGUCACCUACACAAAGAUCUAAGUUUCAUUUUCCACUUGGAGGUGUGGAACAUGGCUUGACUGAGUUCACAUAGAAUAUCCCUCUUUUUUUCCUCUGUUGUCCAUUUUUCUUCAUUCUUAUAGUUAUAGCAGUUUUUUCACGAGGGCUUAAAAAAUAAGAACAUGGCUAUAGAAUAAAUUUAACUUCUGGAAUGCAGAUAAUAUUAAGAAGAAAGAAUGAUUUGGUCUAAUAGUUGACAGUUUCUUGGUGUUUUUGAAGAGGAGAUUAACUCACUCUCCUCUUUUGCAAUUAAAGUAUGUUAGGAAGGAAAAUAGUAACAUUUUCUGGCAACAGUGCUGCGUGACAUGACAGAUACACCUAUGAAAUUGAAUUAAAGCAUUUCUUAGGAAAACCAAAGCUCUUUUCUUUCCUAAUAACAUUUUGAUGAUGUAGUUGCUGCUCUCUUUUCCCUUUUAAUCCAUUUUCAUUUAUAUUUUAAAAUGUGUGUCAUCUUUUCCUGUAGUAGUUUUAUUUUUUUUCCAGAAAAUAUUAAUAGCCUUUUUGCCUUUAUAACGCAUCAUCAUGAGUGAUAUCUGUUAUCCCAAGCAUUGUUCUAUCAAAAGGGCAAAUAAGACCUUAGACAUAACUGGCAACUCUUCUUUCUCUUAAUUCUAUAGUCUAUUCUAAAUUAGAAUUUGUCUUACAAUCUGGAAUGUAUCAGCCUAGAAUAUUUUAUUCCAGGCAUUCUUGAAUGGAAAGCAAUGUUUUUUAACUGAAGAUUGCCAAAUCACCAUAGUUACUAGAUGUAAUGGUAUUCCUUUUAGUACAUUUCAAGCACAAUAAUAUAUUUGUCUGUCUAGUUGUUUUUUUUUUUUUUCUUUUGAUAUGUUCUGAGUUACUUAAUGAUGCAUGGCUAAUAUGUUCAUUUGGGUUUUUCUUUGUACCUGAGGCUCUUAUGAGAUAAGAUAGAGAUUUGGCUUGGCCUUUACAAACUCAGCAUCAUGAAGACCAACAGAUUUUAGAUUAAGCUGCUACUGAAUUAAUGAAGUCCCAUCAAAGUGGAAUUAUAGGAUUAGAUUUAUAGCUGACAAAGUAAUAUAAAAGGAGAAAGACAGGCAAAAAAAAAAAGUCAGGUUCACUGAUUUGUGUAGUCCAGUAAGUUUUCUGACUUUACCUAUCUUUAUUUGUGUAAUAGGGAAUGGCUGGAAUCUGUAGCCAGGAGAGGAAGGACUCUUAAGUUAUAGGAAAGGAAGUGCCAAAAUACCUAGACAAUAUGAUUUGUGUUAAGGUUAGGACACAGUUUAAAAUCCCAACAUCCACCUAAGCAGGUAAUUCAAGGAGUUUAUUAAAGCCCAGAAUCAUGAAAGCUGGGAGACCAGGGAACUGGGUGAAGAAGUCUAAUAAUUGGAGACUUCCACAGAGCCACAGGAAGUCCGGAGGAUAUGUUAGUACUGGAACCUUAUGCACAAGACCUGGUCGUCUGCUGUAUUUGGCUGGUGGACAUCAGGAUCAGAAGAGUGUUACAGACAGGGCCUGUUUGCUGUCCAAGGGUGACCUACCACAGGAGCAUUGGUCAUCCUUGGGCCUCUUAAACUAGAGGUCCAAUAAAAGGUCAGCAACUUACUAUUACAACGAUUGUUUCAGAUCAUAUUGAUCUCUUUCCUUUUUCCUUUUGUCCUUUCACUGUAUGACUUGAAUCAGUUUUGAUUCUAUUUGUGAGUUUUUCUUUUCAUUAGGAACCUGCCGUUUAUGUUACAUUUUUUUUGGCAGUAUGUAGGUGUUCAGUAUCCUGGUUUUGAACCCUCCUGCGGGCAUUGUGGGGUUACAAAAGCCGGCAGAUCUUUUCACUUAUCUUGCUGCAUGAUGGUCAGUAGCUGAUCUGUUAUGGCAUUCACUUCCAGAUUAAUUUUCUGUGUUUGAAAUAUGUGCAUAUGUGCUUUACAGAAUAAAACAUCUGAAUUUA
Messenger RNA from Suncus etruscus (white-toothed pygmy shrew), 3689 nucleotides. RefSeq names its product transmembrane protein 248 (gene TMEM248). The coding region runs from base 145 to 1089 and encodes 314 amino acids. The transcript has 7 exons. The record is from RefSeq and is a predicted model, not a curated record. NCBI's taxonomy places the organism in Eukaryota, Metazoa, Chordata, Mammalia, Eulipotyphla, Soricidae.